UCUCAACACAAUCAAAGACACAAGACAGCAGAAAUGGAGAAGAUUGUCCUGGUUCUGAUGUUGGGCUGCUGCUUCUGUGUUGCUGAAAACAAUGACAAAGGUUGUCAAAACUCUGGAUCAUCAAGCUCAGGCGACAUCUGUUGCUUUAUAACCAUUGCUCAGACUGUCGGCGCGCUGGGGGAGAAAGUCGCAAACAUGGCAGACGAGAUAACACUUUUGGAGACCAGGCUCCAAAACACUGACAGAGAAGUGCUGGAGCUCCGGAGCCUCAUUGGAGGUACUCCACAGGUGGCUUUUUCUGCUGCUCUCAGAGAUUCUGGCUCUGGGAACAUUGGACCUUUUACCACUUCUACUCCACUGAAGUAUAAAAGGAUUUUCUCCAACUAUGGUGAUUGCUACAACCCUUCCACAGGAAUUUUUACUGCAACGGUCAAUGGGAUGUACUUCUUCAGAUUCUCAAUGCUUAAUAACGUCGAUCCCAUCCCUAAAUCUGGUGUUAGUCUUAAAAAGAAUGAUCAGCGGUUGACAUCUGUCUGGGACACCAGCGGAACCGACAGCCAUGACAUUGGAAGCAAUGCUGCAGUCAUCCCACUGAAGGUGGGAGACAACGUCUAUGUGGAACUGCAGGAAAACAUGCUUGUCUUUGAUGAUUAUAUGAAUUAUAACUCCUUCAGUGGCUUUCUGCUCUUCCCUUUGUAAUUAAAAUUUCUCACUUUGACUUAAUCUUUAAAUUAUUAUACCAUAUUGACCUAAUGGUGUCGGUUUGACAAAGGAUGUUUUAAAAAUUUAGCUUUUAAGUAUGAGGAUUUUGGUUGUGAUUCAGUGAGUCUUAAUACUGCCGCUUGCUGACCAAUCACUGUAAAAAAUAAAACGGAUCUUAAUCCAAAUGUACACCUUGUUUGUCUGAAGCUACACCACCUGCUUAUUGUAACAAUAAAAUCUGUCCAAAGAGGC
Molecule: messenger RNA, 954 nt
Organism: Oryzias latipes (Japanese medaka)
Lineage: Eukaryota; Metazoa; Chordata; Actinopteri; Beloniformes; Adrianichthyidae
Product: complement C1q-like protein 2
Molecular function (GO): protein binding
Source: RefSeq, a predicted model, not a curated record